CGGGCUUAGGCCUAUCCUUGGCAACAGCAGGUGUCGGGGUUGGCAUUGUGGAGUUAGCCGUUGUGGCUGCCGUGGGUGGAGCAGCUGGCACGGAGGUAACAGAAACGGUGGUGGUGAUGGUGGUGGAGAUCGGAGUACUGUCACUGCUAGAGGCCUCCCCCUCGCCCUCCACACGGCUGCCCACCGCAGGCUGCGGGGUGUUGGCGUUGACGCUGCCAAGGCUACCGGUGCUGCUACGACGGUCCUCCGCCCCCUCCGGGUUGGAGCGAGUCCGAGGCCUCAGCUCGACCAAUCGCUCCUCUCCAUCCGCUGGACCGGGCUCUGGGGUCUCCAUGGAUACAGGGACAGGUCGCUGAGGACAACGUCAUUAUUUUAAUUUGACAAAAACAGAUUGUGAACAUAAAUGCGGGAGCAAGCUAGCUAGUUAGCAAAUGCCAGCUCGAGUCCUGUGCUGCCAGCUACCUAAAAUACGAAGUUACUUGUGCUACUCACUACACGUACACCAGUCUAACCCGUUUAGCACUAGCUACAUUUGUUAAGACUGUUGACGUUAUAGUUACAGUAGUUUGUGCUAUUGUAGCUACAGUACACGUAGCAAUUCUAAAGUUAGUGCUAGCAGUACCAAGCAUCCUACUAGUAAGCAAAUUUGAUAACACAUUUAUAAUUUAAACGAAGGUUGAAAUAUAUUGACUUACAUUUUACACAAAGAUGUUUGUUGUUAUGAGCCAAAACAGCAGUAUACACUAAAACAUAAGUUAUCGGUCGUUAACUCAUUCGGUUUUGUAUUGUUUUGCUGGCCAUUUAGUGUCUUCCGGGUCGGAAGUAUCUAUAAACAGUUCCGCUAGAGUAAUAGUGGGUAAUGUAGUUCAGCCCAGUGAGACGUUUAUGUCAGUGAUAAAAUACAAUAGAAACAUAGUUUUUAAUAUCUCUUCCCUGUCCUCUUUUUGAAUGCACAUAAUUUGGUAGUGUUAUAUUCCUACAAACAGAGAUAAAGGCUGAAUAUGUGAGUUGAAGGAGUCAGACAGAGAGAAAGAGAGAGUGGGUGAGAGAUAGAGAGGUAGAGCGAGGAGGGCUCAAUAGUACUUCCAGUUGGGCAGGCAGCUCACAGACAGGAGGUUAACAGAGACUGAGGAACUAUUGGAAGCUAUAAUUAUACCAAACAACAGGACAGCAGUGAUUAUUGCACCAGCACGGUUCCUCGAUGGUAGUGAAGGGCUGAUAGAGAUGGACUGAUUAAAGCUGCAGACCACAAAGGUUAUGGAGGGUUCCAACAAGCAGGAGGCUGAAUCUGGGAGAGCGGAGAUGGAGCCGUGCGAGGCUGAGCCGUCCCAGGCGGAGCUGGCUCAGUGCGAGGCGGAGGUGGAGCCGUCCCAGGCGGAGCUGGCUCAGUGCGAGGCGGAGGUGGGGACUCUGCUCAGCGUCAUCGCGGAGCUCAACAGGAAGAUGGGAGCACUAGAGGCCCCACGUGAUUCUGAGGACAGUAAACCAGUGGAAGCAGCUGUUCCUCUGGCUCCAGUCCAUCCAGCCAGGCCUUCCUCCCGAUGUGCCCCAGCUAGGAGAGAGGGCGGUAGUGAGGUUUGGUGUGAGCUCCAGGAGGUGCUGUCAGCCCUGGAGGAGUCCGUCAGCAGCAGGAAGUCCUGGGCCACCCCAAACACGGCCUUCGACCGGGACAAACAGACAGAGCACCUCGCUGCAGCCAGGGAGAGCUGGGCGCUAGUCACACAGGUGCUCGAGGACAUGGAGAGAGAGUUUGGAAUCUCGUACCCGUCGGAGCUGCCCACCGAGGAUCUCCAGGGAUACCGACGGGAAGUCCUGGCGCUGCACCAGAGCAACCGUGACCUCCGCAGCACCCUCCAGCACCGUCAGGAGGCUCUGGAGGCAGCCAGGUUCUCUGUGGCGGAGAUGGAGGAGGAGAAGAACAAGCUACAGGAGUGGCUGCAGGGUAUUCAUAAAACCUGGUGGUCUACAGGCAGCAUCUCCCCUCCCUGCAGCCCCUCCGACAGCUCUAGCGGUGGGGCACUGAGCCCAGGCUGGGUCUCCCCUCCCUUCCCUGGCUCUCCCCUGUUCCCCAGGAGGCCCUCAAGGGCCUUCUCCGCCCUGUCAACCGGAGGGGACAGUUCCCCGUCUGCCUCGCCCCGUCUAGCCAGGGCCUCCUUGGGCAGCCCCAGCCCCAGCCCCUGCCCCAGCCCCUGCCCCAGCCCAGUUACAACCCUGGAAGGUGAGAGAGAAAGAAUGCAGAGGUGCAUCGAGAGGCUGAAGGCCAGGAACGAGCGUCUGAGUGGAGCGUUGGAGCGGAGGAAAGGGGAGUCCGAGCAGAUCAGCAUGACUCUCAGCAGACACGAGGCGGACCACACCGCCCUGCAGAUGGCUGUCAGAUACUGCGAGGAGUGUGAGGAGGUGUACGGUGACUUACUAUCACUCUACCAGGCAAAGAAACAGCAGUGCAUUCCACACUGGAGAGACACAGCAGAGACAGUUGUGGACAGAGAACUUCCUGGAAGUCCCAGAGCACAGUUGAGGAGUCUGAGGACUGAAGAGCUGUCAACCUCCUUCUCAACACCAGGGGGGGCUGUGGAGCGCCAAACGCAUAAGCAGGCUAGCCUGAGGUCUCCCGGGCUACAGGGGCGCGAGGUGUCUCUCCGCGAGCAGAUCAGGCAGUUGAAGCAGGACAGAGCUGCGCUGUGCGUCCCCAAACCGGGCCCUGGGGGUGAGGGCCAACUCAGCCCAGACACAGGCACCCUGGCUGGGACUCGGGCCAAGGGGCCCAAACCUGGGGAACCCACUCCCGAUGCCAGCAGAGAGAAGGCCACUCUUCUCUAUGAGCUGGUCACUGUUAGGGAGGAGAUGUCGGAGCUGCGAGGCUUAAUCCGUCUCAGGGAGAAGGAGCGCAGGUGUCUGGACUGGAGCCUGAUGGCCCAGAAGGCCCAGGAUGCCGCUGGGGAGCUGGUGGCCGAGAGCCUGCAGGAGGAGCUGGAGGACAGGAGGGCAGACAGACAGAGAUUGUCGGAAGCUAAGCUGGCUGGUGAAGACGAGCCAGGUCCUGGGAACAGCAUCAUGCUGAGGGAGCUUCUGACUGUCCUGCACAGGGAGCAGCUUCUGAAGAGGAGGGUGUCAGCCAUGAGGGGCUCUCUGGACUCGGCUCUGUCAGACAGCGCCACCCACAGGAGAGACAGUGAAGAGCAGAAGGCUCGGCUUGCCCAAGCUCACAGCAAAGCCACCGGAACGUACCGGAACGCUCGCAGGAAGUACCGGGAGCAGCUGUGGCGUCUGGAGCGUCAGGUGACGGCGAUGUCGGAGCGUCACAUGACCCAGAUCGGCGCCCUGAAGGCCACGCUGGAGGCACUGGAGUGGAGGCGGGAGGAGACGGUUCUCUGAGAGCAGCCCUGCCUUGGAACCCCUACCGCCCCUUAUAGCCUUGGAACCCUACCCGUCUUGGAACACUGCAGCCCUGGAACCUUGCGGUCCUCCAACCCCUAGUGCGCCUUGGCUGAAUCUCAAGUCCUUUUAACAGAUCCACUCGCCAAGGACCAUGUAGAAUGUCCCUGAGACUUUUCCUUCUCGAUGACUCAUGGGGAACAAGCGAUGCCGUUCAACAAAGUAGGUCAUCUGUUCUGGAAGCAGAGAUUAUGAAGGACAGAUGACCCAGAGAUCACAUGAUCCCCCUCCACACAAAAAACAAGAGAGAGAGAUGGAGAGAGAGAGGUAGCAGUACAAUGGCAGAUAUGUGCACAAAA
This is a messenger RNA of Osmerus eperlanus (European smelt), 3734 nucleotides long. It is a transcript of the gene ushbp1, whose product is annotated as Usher syndrome 1C binding protein 1. Bases 1258 to 3375 code for a protein of 705 amino acids. The record is from RefSeq and is a predicted model, not a curated record. The transcript has 14 exons. Lineage: Eukaryota; Metazoa; Chordata; Actinopteri; Osmeriformes; Osmeridae.